This is a messenger RNA of Plodia interpunctella (Indianmeal moth), 7100 nucleotides long. RefSeq names its product zinc finger protein 608-like. The record is from RefSeq and is a predicted model, not a curated record. Gene Ontology annotation, biological process: regulation of transcription by RNA polymerase II. Lineage: Eukaryota; Metazoa; Arthropoda; Insecta; Lepidoptera; Pyralidae. Gene Ontology annotation, cellular component: nucleus. Bases 593 to 3541 code for a protein of 982 amino acids. The transcript is spliced from 14 exons.
CUUCGCCCAAGUUCCGUGGUCGCCCGCCGACUCCGAUCGGCGCUGACGUGAUGUGUUGUGACGUUGCUACGCUCGUGUUUUUAAUGUGAAAUCACCAGUGUUAUUUGUUUAUACUCCACAUAACAACCCUAAGAUUGACUAGCAUUCGGCAGGAUUUCAUAUAUUGACAGUGUAGUGUUCUCGGACGAGUGAAAUUGUGUGCCAACAACGAAUACUGUUGUUAAACGGGUCGGUUUCGUUUAUGUGCUGAAUGGUGAUUAAAAGUAAUUUACUUUUACUGUGUUGAGGGCCGGUGCGUAUCGAUCGUAUUUUGGAAAACAGAGCUGUGGAUUUUUGAGGAGACAAGCUGGUGCAGGCAGUAGGUGUGGAGCAACGCAGUGCGGAGCCAGGAACACCGGAAUGCAAAUGUGUCUUAGUGAUGGUGGUACCAACGGAGUUGUGUUAGUGUAACUAUAGUGCCCAUACAGUGCUGGAUGGAUUGUGUGUUUUUUGGAUUGCCCCCGCGAGUCCUCGAUAGAUCUUACUGGGAACGGGCUACAAUGGUGUGUGCGUGUGAGGGUGAGCGGGGGGAGGGCGCGGGCAGCCGGCGCGCAUGGCGGCGCCAAUGAGGGAGGGCGCGCCGGCCGGCGGAGCUCGGGCGCCCCACGCGCAUCCCGCCAACUUCGAGUACGAUGACAACGAGUGGGACAUCGGCAUCGGCGACCUCAUCAUAGACCUCGAUGCCGACAUAGAGAAGACCGACGAGGCGGGCGGCAUGGCGGCGCGCGCCGAACCGGACGCGCAGCGCACCGCGCUCAAGAUGAAGAUCAAGCGCACCAAGCCCGGCACCAAGAGCUCCGAGGCAAAGCACGAGAUCGUCAAGUCCAACGAAAUGAACGGCGAGCCCAAGCCAGCGCCGCCCGCGCCCGCGUCGCAGCCCGCUGCCGCCAAACGCGGUUCGGGCGGCCAUCGGCGCGAUAAGGCUCGCGAUAAACAUCACCAUCCUCAUCCGCCUCACGACGUCAACGGCGUGGCGAGAGUACCGCCACCGCCUAAUGCCCCCGGGCCGCCCGCCUCCGCGCCGCCGCCCGCUCAACUUACCCCCGCGUUACCUCCUACGCCGCCGACCACGCAGGCCAAGCCUGAACCUCGGCCGGCGCCCGCGCCGCGGUUGGACGCCAAGCCAACCGCGCCCGCGCCCGCGCCCGCGCCACCGCCCGCGCCCGCGCCUCACCCGCCUCACGCGCCGCCACCGCCCGCGAAACCAGAACCUGACGAUUCGCGGCAAGAUACCAAUAGUUCGCAGCCCCCAGCGAAAAAGCAAAAAAUGGAACCAAAGGAGACAGCAGAAGUAUGUGUUGGAACAUCAGUUGGGACGAUCACAGAACCAGACUGUCUGGGGCCCUGCGAGCCUGGUACAUCGGUCACGCUGGAGGGCAUCGUGUGGCACGAGACGGAAGGUGGUGUCUUAGUUGUGAACGUGACGUGGCGAGGGAAGACCUACGUUGGAACGUUGCUGGACUGCACGCGACACGACUGGGCGCCGCCACGAUUCUGUGAUUCACCUACAGAAGAGCUAGACGCAAGAACGCCGAAAGGGCGCGCGAAACGAGGGCGGGGCGCAGCCCCCACCGAUAUGACAAACUUCACAGAAACGCGCUCCUCCGUGCACAGCAAGUUAAGAAACGGCGGGGCAAAAGGGCGUAGAGCGUUGCCGUCGCCGACGCCCUUCACUCCUCCCAGACCUGACUCCAAAAGGAAGCGGACUUCCGAAGCUGAAGAGCGGCCGCCAACGCCAAAAGCGAAGCGGCCUCCGCCCGCUCCCUCCUCGCCGCCCCCUGACCCUGUCCUCCUCGAGUGUCCAGAGCCCAACUGCUCCAAGAAGUACAAGCACGCGAACGGACUCAAGUACCACCGGUCGCACGCGCACGGCACGCCCGACGACGAGGACAAGGACGGGUCUAGCUCGGAGCAGGAGGAGCCCACGACCGAACCUGCGUCUCCCGCGCGGCCUCCGUCCGAGCCCGCAACGCCGGCCACGCCUGUGAAGUCUCCCACCCCGGCCAAAUCACCAGAAGCUAAAAUAGAUAAAACACCGGAGAAAUCCCCAGAAAAACCGGAAACGAGCGUGGAGUCGCCGCAGCAGCCGCGGUUCCCGGAGGAGUUCGCGGGCACACCGGAGCCGGCGCCGGCGCCGGAGCGACCGGUCACACCCCCGGCACCUUCCACGCCGCCACCUGACAGUCUGCCUGCACUACAGCCUACACAGUUCAAGGUGAAGCCGCGUUCAGCGUUGAUGCCGGCGGAGGAGCGCAAGUCGACGGAGUCGCCGCCGGGCGGGUCCCCGGGCAAGCGGCGGGCGCGGCGCUCCCCGACGCCGGGCGCCCGCUCGCCCGCGUACUCCGACAUCUCGGACGACGCGCCGCCCGUCGACACUGAGCCCGACCCCGCGCACAGGCCCUUCCCUGUCUACCAUCAGUAUUAUGGUCAGCCUCCGUACCUACCUCCGACACAUCCUCAAACGGCGCCACCUCCUUCAGGAGACAAGGGCAAAGAGGACCUCAGUAAAGGAGACCCGAAGAUUGAUCUCAAGGAGGGCAAACCAGAAACUGGACCUCCAAAGGUGCUUCCUCAGCACUUCUACCCCUACAAUUACGUCCCAAAUUUCCCCUACAACGUGGAGGGGGGGCCUCCCCCUGGAGCGGCAUUAGACGACAAGUCCAAGGAGCCCGACAGAUCCAAGACCACGCCCAGUCCUUUGGAGAAGAACAAGCAGUCGCGAGGACCGGACGGGAAGGAGAACCCCAACCGGCCGAAUGACAACCAUCAGAUCUUGAAGGAGAGCAUUGAGAUGAAGGCGCAGAUGGGCCCGUAUGCCUUCCAGAGGCCGCCUCAUGCGAGAGAGGAAGAGUUGAGAAGAUACUACAUGACGCUGGAGCAGCGCCGCAAGGAAGGCGGCCCGUCCCCGAAGCCGGCGGGCGCCCCCCCCGCGCCGGGCACCGCGCCCCCGCGCGCCCCGCACCCGCCCCACCCCUCACACCCGCACAAGCCCCCCAGCAAGGAUAAGGACGACAAGCCCAAGGAGGAGGUCAAGGUGAAGCAAGAAGGGCAGAAGCCGACGACGGAGACGCAGGGCCCGCCGCCGCCGCCGACGUCGCAGUACUACCUGCCGCCGUACAUGCAGCCGCCGCACUACGGGGCGCUGCCCUUCGACCCCGUGUACCGCGCGCCGCUCAGCCCCAUGCUCGUCGGCGGCUUCCCGCCGGGGUGGACAGUGCCCAGAUACCACGCGCCGGAGGACCUGUCGCGCGCGGGCGGCGGCGGCAAGCUGGAGCUGCUGCCGGCGCACGCGGCGCCGUACUACCCGCCCGGACACGCGCCGCACAAGAUCCACGAGCUGCAGGAGCACGCCAAGUCGCCGCAGGGCAAGCCGCCGCGGCCGGAGCCGCCGAAGGAUGGGUCGCGGUCGCCGCCGCCGCAGCGCCACGUGCACACGCACCACCACACGCAUGUCGGCCUCGGCUAUCCGCUCUACCCGCCGCCCUACCCCGGGGCCCGAUAGCACUCGGCAGAGAAGCGGCCCAGUCCCGCGCAGCCGGUCUAGCGUGCUCUAGAGAGAUGUCAUUCUAACACAGACUGGAAAUAUAUGGAGUUAUAUGUUGCAGCGGCGGCGGUUCUCGCAAGCACACAGGCCGUCGUCAACUCCUUCCCCACGCCGCCUAAAUGAGAGAAACUACAUCACUGACGGAGCAAACCUUGACUUAUCCGCGUCUCACAGACGCGAGAAGCGAAUGGCGCUUUGACCGCCCCAAAAUUUGCUUCAAACCAGAAUUGGACACCUGGCAGUGACAGUGAACUGUGAGAUAGACUAGUGAAAAUAAAACUUUAGUAGAUGAACUUAUCUAUGCCUGUAGCCAUAAUUUAAACACUGUGAUCUCGCGUAACCCACGAUGUGUAUGUGAUGUGCGCUUUGAAUGUUAGCAUGUGUACGGACCGAUAGUUACCUGAGUUCUAUAUAGUGAACGAGUGUUGUGUUAAAAACUCACCGAGUGAAGGAAAUUGUGUUGCGAAGACGUGGACUUGGCGUGAUGUCAGCCUUUAACUAAUUUGUUUUAUAUGUUUACUAGCGAAAGCACAAACUAGCUCUGUACAUAUUAGUGUUACAUGUAAAUUACAUUAUGUCAUUUAGUGGUCCGUAAGUUUUAAUGUAAUAUAAACAUCGAAUUCACUGAUUUUCCAACAGGGCAUUGUACUGAAGUUUGAAGGCCCUUUUAAAUUUGAUAUUGCGCGGUUCAGCCUAGUAAGAUCUUUAUUUAUGAAUACUGCAUUCCACAAAGAAAGCGAGCGUACCUAGUUAUAACUUAAGAUAAGUAAUAUUUAAGUAAUUGAUAGUGUAAUUUUAAAGGCGUUAAUGUGAUCAUAGCGUGCACAAUCAGUCUCGAUUAUAGUGAUUAAUCGAAUGACUUAUGGCCAUUCACUAUAAAUGGUUCGUCGAUAGACACCGUCAUUGAUUAUAUUAUACCGAUAGUUAAAAUUUGAUAAAAGUUGUGUCAACUGUUUCGAAUAUUAACAUAUCAGUAACAUUCUGUCGACGGAUGAUUUUCAUGAGAAAAUGGCCACUAUUAUAAAGUAGAAAGCAUUCUAUAGGGUCGUGGUGUGUUUGACUACGCUGUACGCACGUGUAUGUUUGUCUGGCUUUUAAUAUAAUUAUAAAAAUCUCAUAGUCCGAUAUAUUCUCACACAAGGGAUUAACUUUCUGUAAUUUCUGUAUGUACGGCUGUAAGGCCUUUUGUAUGGUCUGUUUGAUUCAGUUGUAUUUGUAUCGAAAUGCAUUUAAUAUUUUGGCGGGCCAUCCUUACACUGAUUGAACAUGCCAUACACAUAGUGUGCUAUUUACAUUGUGGUAAUAAUAAUUUUAAUAUCUUCCCAUGACAGAUACAUUUAGGAUGGACCCUGACACUGCACAGUUUAAGUCUAAAUAUUCAAUACAACAGUCUUCCAAAAGUUUUUUUGCGUGAUUUGCAAUCACUAUAAAAUUUAGUUAACCUACUUUUCCUAUAAUCGUGGCGGAAUGAAAACUAUGCUUAAUCUUUAAGCUGUAAUGAUAUAAGAUCGAGUAAAUUGAAUAUAUCGAAAUAGAGAGGUGUUGGAAUGCAUUUCAAUUUAGUAGAACAUUUAUAACACCUUACAUUAGUGAUUCGAUUAUCUAAUUACCUAUAGUGAUAUGGUAUUUUUUUCAUGACAUUAGUCAAUGUACGCAUGUACCUGUUUCAUAUUUCAUAAUUAAUGAAAACAUUUGUAUAAACGCAGGGCCUAAACCUGAGGAUUUCAAAGUGAAAUUUUGUGUAACCAGUGACUGAAUUUGUAUGAUUUUUUAAUUAUGCCGAUUGGGAAUAUACUUAUUUAUUCGGAGUUUGUAAUCAGUUUGAACAUGUGAGGAUUUUUUGAGCAACAUCAUAAUGAGUCAUGUAAGUGUAAAAUGCUAACAACGCGCGUUUAGAUAUUAAUGUGUAGAUGUAACCUCUAAGAAUGGACUUAUGUGUACUUGUGAGUACCAAGUGACAGUAUGCUACGUUUUCAUUGGCCAGUAUGUCAUGGACUUAUAGAACAUGUUAGAAUUAUAAUUGUUGCUGCAUGGUUAAAGCACUACCUACUCUAUAAGGUACUCUAUUAGUGCGUAUUCCCUAGUUAAAUUAAAUAGCCAAUCGAAUGCAUAAUGUUGGAUAUAAUGACUUCAGGUAGCAGUCUGCGAUUGGUGGCGCGCGUAAACUUUCUUGACCGGGUGGCGAUAUUUGCUACAUCGUGCCUUGUUAUUUGUCACCUAAAAUACUCCGUUAUGUAAUGUAACAUGAUAACAAAGCUUUAUAUGGAAAUUUCGUUACGCAUCUGUUUUGCAUAGGUUAUAUUCGUUUAGGUGAAUUCAAAGGCAAAUAAAACUAUAGACAAGGGCUGAGCCACAUGGACUUAUCAUUUCAGGAAUGAAUUGCCCGGUAGGUCGCGGUAGGCUACCCUUGUAAGAGCUGGCGCAUGAUGGGAGAAUAAGAUUAUUACGUUUUGUUUCUUUUCUCCUCAUGUAUUUCUAAUACGCGUAUGAAUGAAAUGGAUGAUAUCACCAUGCCUACAGUUUUAUCUGUCUAUGUUAAUAGUAGAUACAGUCAGUUUACAUAAGCCUACAGCUGACACAAUGCUUGUCAAUGAAAAAAUAGCUCUGUCUUGUGUUGUCAUAUUAUGAACUUGGUUAGUUAAUAUAAAAAGCUACAACUAUUUGCGACCGAGUGCUAAGUUAAGCUAAGCUCAAACAUUAUAACACUUAGCUUGCCUUAGAUGCUGGUAUGGAACAUGCUUUAAAUUUAGUCGAUGGCUGACUCUCCGAUUGUUAUAAUUAAAGUAAGGUUUAUUCAGAUUCAUGGGGUAAUUUGAUUGAAAGAAAACAUAAGUUUCUCCUAUGAUUAUGUAACUAUAAAGUGUUCUGUGUCUUCAACUUUUUAUAGACUAGUUGUUAUUUUUAUAACUAUUUUGUUUCACUGGUUUACAUGUAAUCUGAAUAAAUCUUUUAUUGUAUGUACAUUUAAUACUGUUAUGCGAACAGCAUCCCUAACCCAAUCGUAACAGAUCAUUAGCGUGUUUGUAUCAGGAUAGAUAGCUAACAUGAUCUCAUUCGCUCCUUGUCAAUGAAUGCAUAGACUGAUUGUUCUUUACCUUCCGAACUACGCAAAGCCGUAAUAGCGUGACCCAUAAAGUGGAAACACUCUUUUUUAUCAUGUUUAUGGUAUUACAUUGUUUUGUAGUUUUCGUAUCGCCGGGUGUUGAAACACCCAGUAUAUUUUAUGUAAUUUACUUUUGAGUACUUGGAUUUUUUUUUAUGUCUUUGUCGCUGUUACGGACGUGUGUAUCGUUCAUUCGGCGAUGAAACGCUAAACAUUACGCUUCAUUAAUUUUAAAUGUACCCAGUGCCUGUGGCGACGUGGUAUGAACAUGUUCAUUGUAUUUAUAAUGCAUCUGUAUGUUAUAAUGAACCUUUGUGUAUUUUUUUGAUGUAACUAAAGCCAAGAUUGAUUUUUCUUAGAAGAGAAUUCGAGACGUUUAAAAAAGAAAUAAUAAAGAUAAAUUAUUUCUUAAAA